Porites lobata is the source of this 1398-nucleotide messenger RNA. NCBI's taxonomy places the organism in Eukaryota, Metazoa, Cnidaria, Anthozoa, Scleractinia, Poritidae. The record is from the annotation of a GenBank genome assembly.
AUGGAGAAUUUUAUAAGUGUCAUGGUGCUUAUUCAAGUACAUAUGUUAGUUAAAGCCCUGAUGAGCCAUAAAUGGACCUGCAGUUUUAUUGUUAUUUGUUUUACAGGGGUCUGUAACACAGCACAGAUAAUUGUUAAAUCUGGCGCUAGUUUAUUCCUAACUGGAAGUGAUAUACAAAUACGAUGCAAGUGCUAUAUGAACCCAUCUGGAACCUACACAUUUUCAAAAGAUAGUGCUCCCCUGAAUUCAGGUGGACACAUCACAGUGGAUCGCAACAAGGUGUUCAUUAAAAAUGCAACUACCGAGGAUAGCGGGAGUUACACAUGCACAGCAUCUUCACCAUCAUCUUCUACCAAAACGCCAGAUUCACCGUUAUCCAUCUCUGUCAUUGGUAUGUUUAAAAAAUCCCCAUUUUUAUUUUGUAAAUUACUGUUCUCACUCUGAAUAGCAGUCAAAGGAAAAAAUCACAUGAAUUCCUGAGUCGGAGACUCAGAGUUUUUCUUUGUCCCACACUCAUGACAUGCUGAUUAUUUCAUCUUCACAUUUGUUCACCAAGCUUAAAAUUCACCAUCUUUUCAUGUUAUCGUUUUGUAAAAUCCUGAUCAAAAAACAGCCCUAUGCCAAAGUUUUGCCAGAGAGGCUACAUUUGAAUGGUAACAUCAUAGGAUUUCAUCCAAAGAUUUAUGUAUAACGUAGAAGGACAAAGCAACCGGUCAUACUCUGUUUUACAGGUCAGUGUACCAGGUAAAAAGGAAGGGUUUUGAAAAAAGCAGAAUUAAUGGUACCAUGUAAAAGUAAAGCUGAACCCCAUCAAUAUUGUCACCAGUUAAUAAGCCAUAGGAAUUUGGUCAUGUUGUAAAGCUGUAUUAGCUGAAUAGGGUCAUACAUGUAUGUGCCAACUCUCCUGGAAAAACAUUUGUAUAAAAAUCUCCCAGAUAUGGGUAUGGGAGAAGGGUGACGUGUACCACAAAGGGAACAGUCCCCAGAUUUUACAUCUCUAGAUGUUAGCAUCAGAGGGUCAGUACAUACGUUGGAAUUUCAGAAUUGGCCAGAUCUGUAUUUUACUCUGAAUCAAAUUUUAAUUCAUGUUCUUGUCUUGUUCCAGUUGGGCAGCAUCCUCAGUUCCUGCAACCGCCUCCAGCAACAUCUUGGGUUGUAGAAGGGAAUUCAGCAAAGAUUCCCUGUAAAGCAAUUGGCAAUCCAACACCCAUAAUUAACUGGUAUGCUGAUGGUGACGUCAACCCAUUGCAGAACAGUUCUAAAUACACUAUUAAUGCUAAUGGGUCACUUGAGAUUAAAAAUGCUGACAGCCAAGAUGCCAUUAUGUACAAGUGUACUGCUACCAACUUAGUGAACAAAAUCGCCAAGGAUACCAAAUUAGAACUAGCUUGUAAGUAA